This is a messenger RNA of Lymnaea stagnalis (great pond snail), 469 nucleotides long. NCBI's taxonomy places the organism in Eukaryota, Metazoa, Mollusca, Gastropoda, Lymnaeidae. The record is from the annotation of a GenBank genome assembly.
UAUUUCGUUCAUUUAAUUUGUGUAAACUCUCAUUACUCUGAAUGGAUGAACGGGGUCUUUGCUUUGUUUGGAGAAAUUGUGUAUUCUUACCUCGUAUUGAGAACAAACAAUUGACUGUGGAAUGGAUACAAAUCCAAUCACCAGUAAACCGAUCUUCUUCUGUUACUUCAGACAGAAGCUGGGGCAGUGGAGGCUGCUUAGAAUUGGAGGCUGCAGAACUAAGCCAGCAAAUGGAAAACGAUUUUGAUGCGUUACAAUCACCACUUGAAAAAAUAUUGAAUACAUUUUCGUUCAGUUUGGAUAACAUUAACAAGGCAGCUGAAAUAAUAGCUGUUGACUACUCAUUUGAUGCAGGAAGCAUCUGUAAUAUUCCAGUUAUAUUAUUACAAUUAAAGUGUGAAUCUAAAUCUAAUGACUCUCAGGACUGUUAUAAAUUAAGUAACAAAACGCUACCAGAACUGAAGACGAG